Trichobilharzia szidati is the source of this 375-nucleotide messenger RNA. The record is from the annotation of a GenBank genome assembly. Lineage: Eukaryota; Metazoa; Platyhelminthes; Trematoda; Strigeidida; Schistosomatidae.
AUGGAAUACUUGUUUUGUUUUUUUCAUCUGAAAAAGAAAACAUUUCGACCAACUUUCUUUCGUUUUCAUCUUAUCCUAAUCUUUAUUUUAUUUUCUUCUUUAUUUCAACAGGCUGAAUUAGCUGACAGUGAAGUAGGCAAAUUCCAUUUCAUCAGUGUACCACAAACGUGGAUACCACCGAAUCGUCCAGUUGACCUAAGACGUCCAGAUAUGGAAAUGUAUAUAUUUUAUACUGAAUUAGGUUAUCCUAAUCCAUUAGUUAGUCGUUUAGGUUCACAACGUCUAUUCAUUGAAUUGGCUUAUGAUAAAAAGACAUCGAGUUAUACACAUUUAAAAAUGGCUGGAAGUUUUAGUCAAGAUACGCAAUUCUUUUAA